Asparagus officinalis (garden asparagus) is the source of this 354-nucleotide messenger RNA. Its product is annotated as 60S acidic ribosomal protein P0-1-like. Gene Ontology annotation, cellular component: cytosolic large ribosomal subunit. Lineage: Eukaryota; Viridiplantae; Streptophyta; Magnoliopsida; Asparagales; Asparagaceae. Gene Ontology annotation, molecular function: large ribosomal subunit rRNA binding; structural constituent of ribosome. The transcript is spliced from 2 exons. The record is from RefSeq and is a predicted model, not a curated record. Gene Ontology annotation, biological process: ribosomal large subunit assembly; cytoplasmic translation. The coding region runs from base 1 to 354 and encodes 117 amino acids.
AUGCAGAAAUUAUCAAGCUCGAUCCUUCAAGCAACUCAUCCUUUCAAAUGGCUUAAUAUUCUAACCAAAAUUAAUAACGUUGUUGUUGAAAUCAUUACCCCAGUUGAGAUGAUCAAGAAAGGAGACAAAGUGGGUUCCUCUGAGGUUGCCCUCCUUGCCAAACUUGGCCCAGAGGUGCUCAACCUCAUUGAGGAUAGUCUCAUUGACAAGUUUGCAGCUGGUGUUUCUAUGAUUGCUUUGCUGUCCUUAGCUCUCUCUUACCCAACUCUUGUAGCGACACCUCUCAUGUUCAUCGAUGCCUAUAAGAACGUCCUUGAUGUUAGUGUCAAAACUGAAUACACCUUCGUUUUGUAG